Molecule: messenger RNA, 1173 nt
Organism: Aspergillus terreus NIH2624
Lineage: Eukaryota; Fungi; Ascomycota; Eurotiomycetes; Eurotiales; Aspergillaceae
Product: Spo7-like protein
Exons: 2
Coding region: 1-1173 (390 amino acids)
Biological process (GO): nuclear envelope organization
Cellular component (GO): Nem1-Spo7 phosphatase complex
Molecular function (GO): phosphoprotein phosphatase activity; protein phosphatase regulator activity
Source: RefSeq, a predicted model, not a curated record
AUGGCGUCCGCAAGCCUCGAUCAGCUGGUGAAAGGCGCCCCCGUUCCGAAUAAUCGACAUUCAACCUCAUCAACCGCUUCCUCCGAUUCUGUAUCCCCUCCUCCGAGGUCCUCAACAUACUCUUCCGCGCCGCGUCCCUCCACGCCGGAUCCGCUGGCUAGUCUGCCCUCGUCUCCGCCCCAAAUUUACCUGAAUCUCCUGAUCCUCGAGAGCUCCCUACGCGCUCAAUACCUGUCUCUGCGAGAGCGUCGUCGUCAAAACACCUUCUUCAUCCUCCUCCUGCUCCUUUGGAUCGCCUACUUUGCCUAUGCGCUGUUUCUCCGUCCGCGUGAGGAUGGGCGCGGGGUGGGAGGGUCAGUCUACUGGGUGGUCGAGAUGGGCGAGAAAGUCGCGCUGCUGGGCGGAGUGGUGACCGCACUGUUGGUCUGGGGCACGGGACAAUGGGAACGGGGGGUCCGUUGGCCACGGCGCUGGCUCGCCGUUGCCAACCGUGGUCUUCGCAACAUGAACACCAAGAUCGUCGUGAUCCGGGGCCCGUGGUGGCAGGAACUGCUUUCCUACCUGUCCUUUCUGUUCCCCUUCUCUGCCCCGUUCUUCCCGUCGCCCGCCGGCGAUUUCCACUACAUCGAACGCCCUGCGUCCGACAAGCGCGUCGGUGGUCGGCAGCACCACCAACCGUACUACAGCGUGGACAACGAAUCCGGCCUCGUGGAGGAAGACCUCAGUCCGGGCGGCGACUACAUCCGGCUCCUCCUCCUCCCCAAGUCCUUCUCGCCCGAGUUCCGCGAGAACUGGGACGACUACCGCACCGAGUUCUGGGAAAAGGAAAACGAGCGGCGCGCCCAACUGCGCGAGAAGCUGCGCCAACGGGAGCGCAUGCUGGCCAAGCAAGAGGGCGGCUGGUUCUGGUGGAUCGGAAUCGGCUGGAAAGCAUCGAAGCGGCGCCGACUCGCUGCCGCUACCCUCAGCGAGAAGGGCCAUCAUCCCCGUCACCACCACCAACACUCGAAUGUCUCGAGGCAUGCCCUCGAGCCCAAGUCGCCCGCCCGGCGUAGCACGCGCUCGGAGUCGCAUUCGCGCACCCCGUCGCGAAGCACCACCCCCGUCGACACCGAUGACAGGCCGCCGUCACGAUCCGGUGGCCGCCCCCGCCGCGGCAGCGCAAAUUCGUGA